CAUGGAACAGAUAAUGAGGCCCCCUGCAACUGGAUCUAGCAGUGGAGGAGAUCAGACAACUCUGAAUUCAACAUUGGCAAGUGGGAAUUUAUAGCUAAGGAUCGAGGUUUCUGGACAAAUGGCCAGAUGGGAGAAUUUUGCCAGUUUCGCCAUACCCCAACAAAAUAAUUAUUACUGCUACUGGCAAAGCUACAGCUGCGCAACCGGUGGGAAUGGACCCAGCCUUUUCCCUGCACGCGAGAUACCUGAACACCCAGCUGGAACUUCAGGGAUGCCUCAGGAAAUCACAGCUGCAGCUGAAAAUCAAAAUGAGGACCCACUAGAAGAUUCACAUCUUCAUUUGAAUAUUGAAGAAUUAAACAAGGAGUUUAUGUUGAAAAGUGAAGAACUCUAUGACUCUCUCAUGAACUGUCACUGGCAACCUCUGGAUACAGUCCACUCGGACAUCCCGGAUGAGACGCCAAAGUGA
Sciurus carolinensis (gray squirrel) is the source of this 469-nucleotide messenger RNA. RefSeq names its product chromosome 7 C6orf52 homolog (gene C7H6orf52). The transcript has 6 exons. Gene Ontology annotation, molecular function: tRNA binding. Gene Ontology annotation, cellular component: nucleus. The record is from RefSeq and is a predicted model, not a curated record. Gene Ontology annotation, biological process: selenocysteine incorporation. The coding region runs from base 119 to 469 and encodes 116 amino acids. NCBI's taxonomy places the organism in Eukaryota, Metazoa, Chordata, Mammalia, Rodentia, Sciuridae.